Molecule: messenger RNA, 806 nt
Organism: Olea europaea var. sylvestris
Lineage: Eukaryota; Viridiplantae; Streptophyta; Magnoliopsida; Lamiales; Oleaceae
Exons: 5
Coding region: 137-469 (110 amino acids)
Source: RefSeq, a predicted model, not a curated record
UAUACCCCUCUUUCACUGGCACUCUUUUUCUCUCUUCUCCUCAUUCACUUGGAUUUCUUUUGUAGAGAAGCCCAUAAAAGUUUGCGGCAUUUGCAUUUUUAUCACCAAAGGGGGAUGAUUUUCCAGUCUAGACAAGAUGGAAUGCAAUGGUGGAACUUCGGGCUUCAAUGAGAAGAGAACUUUGGAGAAUUCUACUCCUGCUAACGAAUUGAAAGGGCGAACAGAAAAUAACACCAAAACUUCUGUAUUUGUCAAUCAUGCUGCAAUUGCAUGGCAAGAGAGCAGAAGAAAAUGGAUUGGAGAUAUAUCUCAGAGGUCAGAAAGGAUGCCGAAGGAUCCAAUUAUAAGCUGGUCGAUGACCUACGAAGAUGUACUCUCAACUAAUGACCCUUUCUCCGAGCCAAUCCCUUUAUCAGAGAUGGUAGACUUUUUGGUGGACAUCUGGCAAGAUGAGGGUCUUUUCGACUAGAUUAUUGUAUUGUGGUUGUAUUCUGGAUCCUUCUUUUUCGCAGCAAUAUGGAUAUGUUUCAAGCCAUAACAUUGACUAUUACAGCAUCCUGCAAACAUUCAAUUUUCCAGUUUCGCCAUUUAUGGGUUUCAGCAAAAGUAGCUAUCUGGGGAUCAGAUCAAUUAGUUAAACAUUUAUAGUUGUAAUCUUCUAGUUGUUGGUGCAGCUUCUUAGAAUAUCGAAGAGUUACUACUAGAUUGUAUGUUAUGUCCAAAUCUUGAUGUAUCAUCGUAUUUUCACAUUCAUAAACCAAAUCGUUGCCAGCCUAUCAUUUGGAGAAAUUUUUAAUUUUCCUUUA